Molecule: messenger RNA, 768 nt
Organism: Cucurbita moschata (crookneck pumpkin)
Lineage: Eukaryota; Viridiplantae; Streptophyta; Magnoliopsida; Cucurbitales; Cucurbitaceae
Exons: 5
Coding region: 168-572 (134 amino acids)
Source: RefSeq, a predicted model, not a curated record
GCCAAGGCAUCAAGCAUUCACGAGUUCCACAUAUCUCUCCUUCAAUUCCGACCACCUUAAGGAAUCCAAAACUGUCUCAAAUUUGGUGUCUUUUAGCUUACUUUCUACGCUUUGAUCUCCUCUUAUAAACACAAAGAGAAAAAAAAAACACUUGUUUAGAUCCAUAAAUGAGGCCCAUUCAUGUUCUUGCUUCUCUUCUCCUUAUGUUCUUCCUCUUUGAUCACUCUCAAGGUGUUCGCUUGGGGAAUGGGCUGAUGAAGCCACUGCUGCUAGGAACACCACUUGAAGAGGAGGUUCCAUUGGUGGAAGAAAAUGGGCAUUGGAAUUCAGGGAAAAGUAGAAAACUUCUGAUGGAAACUUCACCAUCAUCUCCAACCCCUUCCACAACAAGGAAUAAAGAAGGAAACAAAAAGGGGAACCAGGGCAUGAAAGAACAGGACAUGAAGAGUUCAAAGGCAGUUUCUGAGAAUCUUGAGGCAGGGCAUGAACAACAACAACAUUAUCCAGACCUCAUAGAGAUAGCAGAAAUGGACUAUUCUCCAGCAACAAGAAAGCCUCCAAUACAUAACUGAUCCCAAAAGAAACAGACAAACAACACAACCGAACAAGACAAAAAGGGUUGUAGGGUAAAAGAAAUUCAACAAAAAAGAGAGUAUAAAAGACAGCGUUACAGAAAUGCUGCAGGUUUUUUAGGGCUUAGGGAACUGUCCUUUGUACAUACCAUUACUAAAAGCCUAUAUGUUAUCAACAUUAAUAUUAUUAUUACUA